Messenger RNA from Poecilia reticulata (guppy), 3194 nucleotides. Lineage: Eukaryota; Metazoa; Chordata; Actinopteri; Cyprinodontiformes; Poeciliidae. The record is from RefSeq and is a predicted model, not a curated record.
AAAAAGAAGAAAACAUCGGCUUGAGGAAGGUACGCGACCAAUUUCAUUAGAUUUAUGUUUGUUUAUGGCCAUAAAUUAAGCGCAUGGAAGUAUCUGCAGAGGGCAGGUGAUAAAUGCUCAUAUUUCAACUCCAGUCAGACUAAGGUAGUGUUUCUGAGGGACAUUUUACAGCGCUACGCUCCUGCUGGGGAAGUUUGUUCUGACACGUGAGGGGAAAAAAUGGCUUUUGCCAACUUAUUCUCUGGACUGUCUGCUAUGACUGAAGAUGCGGGGAGCCCAGGUGAAUCUGACAUCACAUUCAGCAACAGAACGGAGAAUGGCUCGAGAGGGAGGAAAAGGAAAACGCAGUGGGAGAUUCCCGGCUCGUACAAGAAGAAUGAUGUUGAGACUGCAUCCACAUUAUCAGACAUUAUUAACUCAGAAUAAGUCAGUCCAGAGAUGCCUGAAGAAAGUUAUGUGCAAAUGUUAUGAGAGAUUUCAUCAGUUCCAGUCCAAAGACAACUUUACCUCCUGGAGCAAACCCUGCCAGGAGCAGGUCAUAGAGAGUGAGCGCUCUUCUCCAGCCCAGAAAUACAACCACAGCUUUAACUCCACUUGCAACCUCAGGCAGAACGGCAGCGGUCAGAAUUAUCAAACUUAUUCUGGCAAAAAAAAGAAAAGGAAUAAAGGGAAGAAGAAGGGGAAGAAUCGGCAUCAUGAUGAUAGAGGCCCAAGACCAAUAAAGGAGGAGAGACCAAAAUUCAUGACCCAGGAGUUUAAGGACCAGAACGCCCUGUUGGUGGACGGGCGUCUAGUGUGUCGACAUUUUCUCUCCGGACGAUGCAUUAAGGCGGAUCAAUGCCAGCUGGAGCAUUUUCAAGGUUACAACGACAUCAUAAAAGAAGGCUGCAAAUAUUACAUCAGGGGAUUCUGCAUCAACGGGCAGAGCUGCCCUUACAUGCAUGAGUCGUUUCCGUGCAAGUUUUUCCACAAGAAAGGAAAUUGUUUGCAAGAAGGAAACUGCAGGUUCUCCCAUGAGCCGCUCAACGACGUCACUGAAAAACUGUUGGAGGAGGCCAUGGAACAAGAAAGAGCCUUUUACCAACUUGCAAAGACAAAUAAAGAGGAGUCAGAACAGCAGAUGGACGCACAGGAGACCAAACCUGCUGAAGAAAACAAGAACCCAGAUUUGAUCUCUCAACCUCUCAGGCCAAGCUUUUACAACAGCACGGAUGCUGAGAAGGAACCCCUCCAGCAGCCUGAUGUUACAGAACAGUGUGCGUCAGACGCCAACCAGCCUCCCAGCUCUUCACCAAGCACUCAGAACCAACAGGAGCCAGUCUGCUACUCGGUGGAAGCCAUACUUGGACCUCAGCUGUCCAGAACUUUCUUCAGUUUCUCCAAAACUCCCGCAAGUCAGGAUACUUCAUCUGCCUCUCACCCUCAAACUUCUUCUGACAGACCUCAUCCAAACCAACCCAAAGCCCCCAACUCAGCUGAAGCUGUCUUCAGCUCCAGUAAAUCUGCAGAUAAUUCCUCUAACAGCCAAACACCUGAUCGUCCUAGAGAGCGGACCGUAUGUUACGCACCUCAUGUCAUUUCAGAAAAGAUCCAAGCUCCUCCUUUUAGAAUAGAGGAGCCACGUUCAUCUCUCAGAGUUAUAGAGAAUGGAUGUCGACAAACAUUGCCAGAGAGCUUGUCGUGUCUCGAAGUGAAAAACCGCCCGACUCCAAACUCCGUACCAGUUCUCUCUCAUACAUCUGGGGACGAGAAGGAGGGGCAGAAAACUUGCUUCAAACAAAAGUUAUUGCAUCGUCCAGAGAUGUCUGCGUCUUCCAGAAGCAGAGAAAUCGAGGAUUCGCUGGCAGGAACUAAACCCGUUGAACUCUUUGCAGGACAGGCGUGUCUUCUGAAGCAUCCGAAGCCGGAUCUCUCCAAAGGAAGAGGUGCUGUUCCAGAUGAACCUGUAAUUGGAUGUAAGAAAAGAAGAGAAGCGGGUGAUGUUGCAGUUAAUCACUUUGAACUCACUAAUAUUCUUCCAAGCUUCAAAAGGAAACAUUCCGAUGCCCAACCUGCAACACUAGAACAUCACUCUUCUAAAACCUCCAUAAAAUUCAGCAGCGACACAGCAAAUCAGGGAGAUUUUUCAUCUGAAAGUAAUAAAACCGUGAAAAGAUCGUUCAGUAGCCUUUUUGCAAGCCCACUCUCUGACGGUGUUACACCAGGAUCAAACUCUUUGACUGCAGCUGUGAGACCUCAGCGGUCUGCGGAUGUCCAGAUUCCCUCCUUGCCCUUCUGCAGCCUUUUUGCUUCCCCUCUCAGUGAGAAUUCGCCUUCUUUUCCAAGCUCAAAGACUCAAACGGCGGAGUUCGCCGCUCCUCCUUGCAGGCAGAAGUCGGCUGAGAGUGUGGCAUCAAAACCCAAACAGAGAGAGACUGAUCGAAGGUGCUUCCCAUCCCAGGUUAGAAUGCAUCACAGGCGCUGCAAAACUGAAAACGAUGCUGUGAAGCCGCCGUCGGCUGCAGUUUGCAGCAUUUUAUCCGGCUCCGCUUGUGAGCCGUCUUCAAGUCGGACGAAUCAGAACCAGCCUGACAUUUCAUCCCCAAAAGAUGCUUCAGCACCUUCAAUCCUGAAGUCCCUCUUUGUGCAGCUGAGGCCGUACCCAGAGGACGGAGGACAAAAGGGCUCCGGUCAGAGCAGAGACCAGUCAGUGUAUUGAGACACCUGGCAGACCGGCAGCCCCCCUCUCAGCCGUUCUCCGUCUGUCACCAGUCCAGGUGUAAGUAAGGCUCAGGUGAACAAAUCUCGCUCACACUGCUCACCUUUCAGCCCACUGGCUCCACAGCGGACAGAGAGGGAGGCCAGAAUCAGAAGAAAGAGAAUGGAAAAAAUCUGGAGCAAAACCAAUGAAACGCCUUUUAAAGACUUAAAAAAAAACACAGACCUGUGAUGCAUGUUUGGAGUUCAGUGUAGCUUGUAUGCAUUGGCUAGUUUUAAAUAUUUCAUAAUUGGAAAAAUCUAAAUAUGUAAUUUAAUUAAAGUGAAGCUUUUUUUUUUAGAUUCAAUCCACUCAAAGGGAUAUAUUUCAGUGGCAUAUUUCAAGUGUGUGUUUAUGCUCAUUUUUAUGGAAUUGUCUUAUAGCUGAUGAAAACUAUAAAUUCUGUUUCUCAGAAUUUUAUAAAAGGCUAAUAAAAAAAAAAGGAUGUGAUACUUUG